Theileria parva strain Muguga is the source of this 2283-nucleotide messenger RNA. RefSeq names its product putative integral membrane protein. The coding region runs from base 1 to 2283 and encodes 760 amino acids. The record is from RefSeq and is a predicted model, not a curated record. The transcript is spliced from 4 exons. Lineage: Eukaryota; Apicomplexa; Aconoidasida; Piroplasmida; Theileriidae.
AUGUAUUCGGUUACGAUUGUCACUAAGAUGAUUCUUCUUGCUUUUUUAGAUAAUUCUCAUCAAUCUUUAAAUACUAUUGAUGGUCUUAAAAAUACUUCAAAUGAUAUGUUAUUAUCAUUUUUUGGUUUAUAUGUGACUCCGAUAAUGUAUUCUUUGUUUAACAGUGCUUCAAAGAGUUCUUUAUUUCAGGAUCGAAAUUUAGUUACUGUUGAUGAACUUUUACAUUCUGACCUUGGACUCUCCACUACUAUUGAUUUAUGGGAUCUUAUUCUCAUGUUCUCACAUCUUUUAAAAUAUUAUAAGGUUGAGAUGAGUGUGGGUGAUUCACUUUUGAUGAAUAUUCGUUUAUUUGUAGUGUUUAUAAUUUUUGUACUGGUAACUAUUUUCUUAUUCGGGCUUGUAAUCCCCGCAGUUGAUGGUGACUACAAAGCUGAACAUAAAAUCAAAUCAAACCUCUUCAACCAAACCUUUAACUUCUUCAUCAAAUUGUUACAGCACAUUACCAAAAAAAGUGGUAAUAGUAAUACAGCUGACAGUAAAAAACAGAUGAAAAAUACUUGGGAUAAACAAGAUAAUGUGGAAUAUGUGUUGAAAAGUGUUGAGGAGAUAAAUUCAGUGGACAUGUUUACAAUGGCGAAAUUUACAUUUAUAAUUGGAUUUUUCCUAAUUGACAUACCAUUUCUCAUUUAUCGCUUAUACAUUUUAGUAAAGUAUAACGUCUUCUCUUUACUACUGUAUAAGAAUUUUAUGUUCUUAUUCUUGAGGCCUUAUCGCCUUAAUAUGAGUCAACUUGCUGAACGUGAUACUACUAAAGGUUAUGAACAUCUUUUAUUCACUCAACCAAUUAGUAAUUCCAUCAACACAAUUACACACCACACUUUAUCACACAGUUUCCAGGACGAUGAGGAUACUGAGGAUUUACUCAAGAAAUAUAAUAAACCUGACAAAAAAGUACACAAAUCAGUUUUUACACCUAUUCUAAGUCAUAAAACAAUACAUAAAAGAGAUAAAAUUAAAUCUGAUCCAACUCCUUUCUCUCACACAGAACAAACCAAUAACACAUCAGGUCCAAAUGAAAAAUCUGGGCUUUUCACUAGCAAAUCUAAGCUAUUUACUGGUAAAUCUAAGCUAUUUAGUGGUAAAUCCAGAUUAUUUGCUGGUAAAUCCAGAUUAUUUGCUGGUAAAUCACGUUUAUUCACUGCUAAAUCUAAGUUAUUUGGUGAAGAAAAAUCAUUUAAUUUUAGAGAGAAGGAUAGGUUAAAUAUGAUGAGGAUGAUGAGUAGGACCAAGUUAGUACCCAUAAAAUCAUAUCCUUUUUCAUUAAUUUUACAUCAUUUGCGUAAAUUUCUGUUUCCUCCACGUGAACCUAAAUCCCACUCAGGUGAUGAGUAUGGUUCAAAUUUCCCUCAAUUUAUCGGUGUUAAACACUUUUGGUGUUACAUUGUUGUACUAUUCACAACUAUAUUACCAAGGAUAUUAAUAGUUUUCUUAUAUUCAACGCAGAAGAUUCGUUCCCCAAGAGAAAUCUUACAUAACUUACCCGAAUCCAAUGCGGUUGAAAAGAUUUUAAUACAUUUGUUAAUAGUAUUUCCAAUAUUAACAUCUGUUUUUACAAUUAAAACCUGUGGUAUCACUGAUUCAAUUUUUUUACUCUUGAGAGAAUUCACCGGUUUAUUCACACUGUCAACUUGUGUAUGUUGCCUGAAAUUACUUUUACAAACUUAUAAACUCUAUAAACAUUUAUACAUUUUAUUAAUAUUCCUCACGAAACCUUUGAUCAUACUAAUCGAUUUCGCUAUUAUUCUGAUCAACACUGUCAAUCAUCCUCGUGACUAUAACAGUAAGAACAUGACAUUGUAUAAAUUAUUGAAGAGAUCCAUUGGGGGAAUAAUGUUAAACGGUUUAAUGUGUAAUACUGAUAUAAUCCUAAUGGUAAAAUGGCAUGAUAAGGUAUUUCAUUCUCAAUGGUCUGAAUUUAUUAUCUCAACCUUAUUUAAAGUCCUUUGUUGUUGCAAUUUAACUUCUAAAGUUGGUAUACUAAUGCUAAUUUUAGACAUACUAUUCUCACUAAUUUAUUGUCUAAUGUCACAAUCUGCUCGUGUCCUAAUGUUACGGAAAUAUGAAGUGAAUUAUAUCGUAAUGAGAGUCAUGAACUUGGAGAAAAACGAAUGGGAUGAUUUGGAUAGUCCUGAAAAUUGCAUCACACUUGCAGAAGUUGACAAAUAUAUUAAUACUCAAGGUCUCUUAUCUUCUCCAGGAACUAUCAUGUAUCCAUUUCUCUAA